AUCAAAAAAGGAGUGGCUCCAAAAGAUGGUGCUCUGCAGCAACUUUCUCUUCUUCUUUCUCCUCGGGAUAGCCUUGCCUGCUACAUUUGGAGAUCCUUCUGGACCAAUAGUGACAACAAAGUUUGGAAAAGUACAAGGCCUCACUGUAGACACAGCAAGGAUAUUCAGAUCAAUACCAUAUGCAGGGCCAGUGAAUGGUUCUAAGAGAUGGACUGACCCAGUGUUUCCUGAUCCUUGGGAUGAUGUGUUUGAUGCUACCAGAGAAGGUCUAGGAUGCCCUCAGAACUGUGAUCUACCAACGCCAAAGGUUUCUUGUCCAACAGUUCAAAUUGAGAACUGUCUCCUUUUGAAUAUCUUCACUCCACUGAAUGCAACAGCAGAUCAGAAUCUACCUGUUAUGUUCUUCAUGCAUGGAGGAGAAUUUGUUCAAGGAUAUGGCGGUAGCAAACUGUAUGACGGGCGCUUUCUUGUCAGUGCUGGCAUAGUAUUAGUCACAAUUAACUACCGCCUUGGUGCCCUAGCUAAUUUAUUGUAUGGGACUGGAGACAAAGAAAUUAAAGGGAAUUUUGACAUAAAGGAUCAAAGAUUAGCCUUGGAGUGGGUUAGGAUGAAUAUUGCUGCAUUUGGUGGCAAUCCAAAUGACGUUACUAUAGCUGGACAGAGUGCUGGAGGAGUUUCUGUGGCUGUUCACAUGGUAGCUCCUAAAAGCUCUGGACUCUUCCAAAAAGCUAUUAUUGAGAGUUAUCCAUUUGCUUCACCACUGAAAUCACCUGAUGAUGCAAGGAAACUUGGAGAAGACUUUGCAACUGCUCUAGGAUGUGGCAAGAGUAAUGAUUAUGACUGCCUUUACUCAAAAACAAUGACUGAAGUUGCUAAAGCUACUUCAGCUGUCAAUUCCAAGAUUGUUGAUAUUACAAAAAUUCUUGAAAUAUUUUUACAAUGGACACCAAUAGUUGAUGGAGAAGAGCUUGCUGAUCAGCCCCUGACAUUGUUUGAGCAAGGUAAAACAGCAGAUGUUCCACUGAUUAUGGGCACUACAAGUCAAGAAGCUGUUCUCUUUGUGUAUCGUUCCUUCAAAACUUUGGGUGCACUAGAAUAUGAUGCACUACUAUUUGCACUCUACCCGCUGCAUUUUGAAGAAAUUCAUAAACUUUAUUCGCCUUCAAAUGAAAGGGAUCAAAGAAAAGUUGCAUCUGUCUUUGGUACUGAUGCUAUUUUCACUUGCUCCUCAUCCUAUGCAGCUAAAGUCUUCUCUGCCUCAAAAGACAGCGUCUCACCAGUUUACAGAUACAUUUUUGAUCACGUCUGGUCGUUUCCAGAUGCCUGGGACCCAGACUCACUCUACCAUGCCUGCAAGAAUGCUUCCUGCCAUGCCUCAGAUCUGCCAUUCAUAUUUCAUACUCCUAGCAUAAAUGGGUUUAAUUUCACCAGCGAUGAAACGGCUCUCACUGACUCGAUUGUAAGAUACUUUACCAACUUUGUCAAGUAUGGUAAUCCCAAUGGAGAAUCUGCCAAUAAUAACGAGACUUUAGAGUGGACAGCGUAUUCUGAAGUAGGGAAGUGGAUGACAAUCAUCUUUAAGACACCAGCUAAUGAGAUGAAAAGUGAAUACAGAGGUCCUUAUUGCUCUGUUCUGGACAACAUCGGAUACAAUCCUUGAUUGAUUCAUUCAUUUGCUUGGCUGCUUAUGACAUUGUUUUUUUAAUAAAUGUUUUAUGUUUUUUUAAUAUCAUUAAAUGUUUUUACAUUAUUGCCGUGUUUAUAUUUCAAA
Messenger RNA from Amphimedon queenslandica, 1771 nucleotides. Its product is annotated as cAMP-regulated D2 protein-like. The record is from RefSeq and is a predicted model, not a curated record. Lineage: Eukaryota; Metazoa; Porifera; Demospongiae; Haplosclerida; Niphatidae. The coding region runs from base 26 to 1660 and encodes 544 amino acids. The transcript has 18 exons.